GGUUUGACCUUGAUGACACCUGAGUUGGAGGCCAUGUUCAAGUCCAUGCUAAGUGGAAAAGUGCCGGAGAUGUGGAUGGGCAAGAGUUAUCCAUCCCUGAAGCCGCUGGGAGGCUACGUUCAAGAUCUCGUCAAUAGGAUCAAAUUUUUUACGGAUUGGCUGGAGAACGACGCUCCUGCUACUUUCUGGAUGUCGGGCUUCUUCUUCGUACAGGCCUUCCUGACGGGGGUGCAGCAGAACUUCGCCCGCAAGUAUGCCAUUCCCAUCGACCUCCUCACCUUCAGCUAUGACGUCAUGCCUAUGAGUCACUACGAUCUGGCCCCAGUUAAUGGUGCCUACGUGAAGGGAUUGUUUGUGGAUGGUGCUAGAUGGGACCUUGAGGAAAACAUUCUGGCCGAAUCAAUCCCUAAGAUUCUCUUCUGUCCAAUGCCAGCGAUCUGGUUGAUCCCGUGCAAGAAGGACGAGCUGGCCGCCAAGCAGACGUACACCUCCCCGGUGUACAACACGAGCGAAAGAAGGGGGACCCUCUCAACUACCGGCCAUUCGACAAACUUCAUCAUUGCCAUGGACCUGCCCAGCAACCUGCCGGAAGAACAUUGGAUCGGUAGGGGUGUGGCUCUCCUCUGCCAGCUGGAUAACUAA
Helobdella robusta is the source of this 642-nucleotide messenger RNA. RefSeq lists its product as hypothetical. The transcript is spliced from 4 exons. Gene Ontology annotation, biological process: microtubule-based movement. The record is from RefSeq and is a predicted model, not a curated record. Gene Ontology annotation, molecular function: dynein light intermediate chain binding; minus-end-directed microtubule motor activity; dynein intermediate chain binding. NCBI's taxonomy places the organism in Eukaryota, Metazoa, Annelida, Clitellata, Rhynchobdellida, Glossiphoniidae. The annotation marks the transcript as partial. Gene Ontology annotation, cellular component: dynein complex.